Molecule: messenger RNA, 1491 nt
Organism: Helianthus annuus (common sunflower)
Lineage: Eukaryota; Viridiplantae; Streptophyta; Magnoliopsida; Asterales; Asteraceae
Product: target of rapamycin complex subunit LST8
Exons: 12
Coding region: 313-1263 (316 amino acids)
Biological process (GO): regulation of actin cytoskeleton organization; TOR signaling
Cellular component (GO): TORC2 complex; TORC1 complex
Molecular function (GO): protein binding
Source: RefSeq, a predicted model, not a curated record
AAUAAAAAGAAUCCCAAAACAUAGGGUUAAAAACAAAGGCCCAAGAACAUGAAGCCGCCAGAAAAGGCCACAACAUCACGACUGAUCGGCCACUGAUCCCAAAUUUCAUCGCCCAUGAUGCGCACCCGAUCAUUCUUAGUGGGUUCUGCAGAAUCUUGAGUUGUAUCAAGAUUUAUAGAAUUUUAUCAAAACCCAUGCGAAGCAACACAUAUUUUCAGAGCUGUUUCAUCAUACAAGAUUUGGAUCUUGAAGAUUUUCUACAGAAAGAUUGAAACUUGGAGCCUAAUUGAUGCAAUAACAGCAAAAUAAGGUAUGACUCAACCGUCUGUUAUUUUGGCUACUGCUAGCUAUGACCACACUAUUAGGUUCUGGGAGGCUAAAAGUGGGCGGUGCUAUCGAACCAUUCAGUACCCAGAAUCCCAAGUUAACCGGCUUGAGAUAACUCCAGAUAAGAGGUUCCUGGCUGCUGCAGGGAACCCGCACAUUCGACUCUUUGAUGUUAAUUCGACCAGCCCUCAGCCUGUGAUGAGCUAUGAUUCACACACGAACAAUGUUAUGGCUGUAGGGUUCCAAUGUGAUGGAAAAUGGAUGUACUCGGGUUCAGAAGAUGGAACCGUAAAGAUUUGGGACUUGAGGGCCCCUGGGUGCCAGCGAGAAUAUGAAAGUCGUGCUGCUGUUAACACCGUUGUUUUGCAUCCUAAUCAGACUGAGUUGAUAUCCGGUGACCAAAAUGGCAAUAUUCGUGUAUGGGACUUGACUGCAAAUUCGUGCAGCUGUGAGCUGGUGCCAGAGGUUGAUACAGCAGUUAGAUCACUGACAGUUAUGUGGGAUGGAAGUUUGGUGGUUGCUGCAAACAACAAAGGAACAUGUUACGUGUGGAGGUUAUUGCGUGGAACACAGACCAUGACCAACUUUGAGCCACUUCACAAGCUACAGGCUCAUGACGGUUACAUCCUUAAAUGUCUUCUUUCACCCGAGUUUUGUGAGCCUCAACGGUACCUAGCAACUGCGUCUUCUGAUAGUACAGUUAAGAUAUGGAAUGUAGACGGUUUCACCUUGGAGAAAACCCUCGUCGGACAUCAACGUUGGGUGUGGGAUUGCGUGUUCUCUGUAGACGGUGCUUAUCUCAUUACAGCGUCUUCGGAUACUACAGCGAGGUUAUGGUCGAUGUCUACUGGUGAAGAUAUCAGAGUGUAUCAGGGACAUCAUAAAGCCACCGUGUGCUGCGCUCUUCAUGAUGGUGCAGAAACUACCGGUGCUUGAUGUCGGUGGCGGUUUUCUUAAGAUUGUAUUUGAUGUGUGUUCCGGGUGCAAGUCAGCGUCGUAUUCUACCGCCAUGCUUCGCUGCAGGUUGCUAGAUGGUGCUUAGUUGGGCCAUAGUUUGAUCCUCAUAGUGUGUUUAAUUAAAUUGUUUGUUUGAAGGAUGUAAAUUGUGUUUCCUUGAUGUCACACCUCAUUUGUUUAUCUAGUAAACCUUCUUUUUUUGUUUUG